AUGUCCUUCAAAGAUCUCCAUUACUCGCUUAGCCGAUUCAAGACCGAUGUACGAACACAAAUUGCUGGCAAGAACCCGUUUCAAAGUCAAGACACAAAGGCAUUAUCCAUGUGGAUAAGAGAAGAACGACACACGCAAGGUGCUAUGGCCAUGGCAGCCAAACAUGGACACGACAACAAUCAAGCUUUUGUACAAUGGCUAGCACAAGAAGACAAUGAUCAGGGACUUCAAGAUCUUGGUUACAUGUAUUUACAAUUGAUGGAAAAGCAGGUGGAAAUGGAGAACGAGAUUGCAGCAAAGCACGGGCGUUUCCGACAAGUGAUCAAAUCGAUCCGAGAACGCGAUCAACUUGUUUUAGCCGAUCUCCGCGAAAAGAAACAGGCCGUUUCGGCACGACUAGAGCAUUUACGCAAAAGCAGCCCUAAUUCAAAGAAACAAAUACAGCACCUUGAAAUACAACUGGCCGAUGUGGAAAAGGAGGAACGUGAGCGAGAAUUGGAAAUAGGCGACUAUAAACGUUUGGCAUUACGAGAAGCUUUUCAUCUUCGAUUCAACGCCAUGCAUGAAUUUGCACAAAAGGCCGCUGUUUUAGCAUCAGCAGGACAACGUCUCUCACAGCAACAGCGAGAUGACCCACAACAGGAUGAUCUAUUAUUGAUGGAAUGCAUGUUACAAAUUGAUGGAUGGCAACCACCAGAAGAGCAAACACGUCCCACAGUGCUUGAUAAAUGGAUAUUCCAACCAGAAGAGGAUGCGGCAUUGUUAACGGAUUUGGAGAUUGCCACAGCCACUCAUGAAAAACAAGCGGCUCAAAUGGUAGCAUCCUCCUUGGCAGAUGAAGAGAUGUCUUGUUCGCCACCACUACCGCCAUCGUCGGCACCACCAGAGUAUAAGGAAAAAGCACCCUACUAG
Lichtheimia ornata is the source of this 912-nucleotide messenger RNA. RefSeq lists its product as uncharacterized. Lineage: Eukaryota; Fungi; Mucoromycota; Mucoromycetes; Mucorales; Lichtheimiaceae. Gene Ontology annotation, biological process: negative regulation of protein kinase activity; eisosome assembly; endocytosis. Gene Ontology annotation, cellular component: plasma membrane; eisosome filament. The coding region runs from base 1 to 912 and encodes 303 amino acids. The transcript has 3 exons. The record is from RefSeq and is a predicted model, not a curated record. Gene Ontology annotation, molecular function: lipid binding.